This is a messenger RNA of Oenanthe melanoleuca, 1723 nucleotides long. It is a transcript of the gene ELOVL3, whose product is annotated as ELOVL fatty acid elongase 3. Gene Ontology annotation, cellular component: endoplasmic reticulum membrane. The coding region runs from base 42 to 860 and encodes 272 amino acids. The transcript is spliced from 4 exons. The record is from RefSeq and is a predicted model, not a curated record. Gene Ontology annotation, molecular function: fatty acid elongase activity. Lineage: Eukaryota; Metazoa; Chordata; Aves; Passeriformes; Muscicapidae. Gene Ontology annotation, biological process: fatty acid elongation, monounsaturated fatty acid; sphingolipid biosynthetic process; fatty acid elongation, saturated fatty acid.
UGAAGCGUGCGGGAUUGGCUCGUUUCGGGUCGCUGCCGGGGAUGCUGAAUAUGGAAGCGAGCGUUGACCCGUCGGAGCUGCAGCCGCUGGGGGAGUAUGACUUCGAGAAGAACUUCAAUCACCUGGCAGCCAGGAAAUGGAUGGAGGAGAAUUGGCAGAAGUCUUUUAUUGUUUCUAUUAUUUAUUUCAUCCUGAUCUUCGGAAUCCAGCAUUUCAUGAAGGAACGGAGACCUUUCAAUCUGCGUGCACCUCUGGUCCUGUGGUCCUUCAGCCUGACUUUGUUCAGUAUCAUUGCAGCCUGUCGGAUCUGGAAGCAGAUGGCCUUCCUCCUCCUUAACAAGGGAUUUAAGCAAUCAAUGUGUAGUAAAUCUUUGUACGUGCACCCUGUUUCCAAGCUGUGGAUCUAUCUAUUUGCACUGAGCAAAUUUAUCGAAAUGGGUGACACUCUGUUCAUUGUUCUCCGGAAAAAGAAGCUCAUCUUCCUCCACUGGUACCACCACUUUUACACAAUGAUUGCAUCCUGGUAUAGCUAUAAGGUUAUGGCGGUUGGUCUGGGGUGGAACGCAGCCUUGAACCUCAGUAUCCAUUCUGUGGUGUACUCCUACUACACUGUGACAGCCAUGGGCUUCCGGGUACCCAGACCCAUCAUGAUGGUAAUCACCACUUCACAGAUUGUGCAGAUGGCAGCAUUUGUAAUAAUUAACAUCUUUGCCUUCUUAUGGAGGAAUGAUAAGGGCUGCCAUAUAAGCUGGCCAAUGCUUCUCACUCCAUUUGUGUUGUAUACCACUUUACUGGCUCUCUUCUACAACUUCUUCAGGGAAACUUACCUGAGAAGUGCCCAGAAAUCAAAGUGGAAUUAAAGCCAAGGGAUGGAAGAAGAGAUUGGGAUGGAAGUGGGGAGAGAAGGGAGAGGGAAAGGGGAAACUUUCUGCUUCUGUCUGGAACCCUAGUGCCUGAUGGGAUGGAUAUGAUGGGGUUUAGGAAGAGAUCACUGUGGGUAACAGCCUUCAGAGUAACUUGCACAUUGGCCUUUGGUGUGCCUGUCUUACAGUAGGUGGUAUGCCAGAGUGAGGUGCAGGUUGUGACAGGCUGGUGACAGGAAAAAGGGGAAGAGGCUGGGGGCUGGAAACCUUGGGGUUGCGGUUCUGCUUUUCGUUUUUCUUUGCAUCACUUGGGUUUGCCUUCUGCCUCACUUCCUUUCUGGGGACUGAUAGAAUCCUGCAUGCACUAAGACUCUCCUUGGAAAAAAAGUAGGGAAAUUCCUCUCAAAGCAGCACUGUCCUCUCCAUGGUCCCCAGUUUUGGAGAAGAGCAGAGCCCAAACCUGCUGCUACUUUGCAGGGAAACCCUAAUCGAUUACUAAUGGGAACAGCACUGAAAUGGAAAAUUCCUGCUGUUUUUAAGGUUAUGUAGGGAUCUGCCUGGACUCUCCCUUCUCCUCUGUGAUGUAAGGAACUGAAUCCCAUGAACUUUAAUGGCUGUUACCUGUGGUGUGUCUCUUGUGCAAUAUUAAACAAUCUGUUUAACUUGAAUAGCUAUUGCCUCAAGCCCUAAAACAUGAGCAGGCUCCAGCUCUGUCCUGCAGAGUGUGUCAGGCAUUGCCAAUGGUCCCAGCCCAUGGCCAGUCUCAUGGGCAGGGGACAGAAAUGUCCCAGGGUCAACUCAUCCAUCUCUGGGUGCGUCUACCACUGGGUGAUGUGUUAAAACAAUAAAUACUGUAAUGU